AUGGCAUUUGGAACCACGAAAGAGCAUGCAGCCGACCCGAGGCUCAGCAACAUCGCUCGUGCUGAUCCCAUAGAAUGGUACAAGAAGAAGAACCUGCGAUUCUUGUACCUGAUUUUGGUGCCAACAUGCUUGGGUGUUGAGUGGACGUCCGGUUUCGAUUCCUCGAUGAUGAACUCUCUCCAGGCAGUUCAGUCAUGGGUAGAUUACUUUGGCAAUCCGUCUGGAGAUCGUCUUGGCUUACUCAAUGCGAUGUACUCCCUUGGUGCGCUCAUGUCUAUUCCCUUCAUCCCUACCGUCUCGCAGUUUCUCGGACGACGGUGGACCAUCGUCGCGGCCUCGCUUGUAAUGACUCUUGGCGCCGGCAUGCAAGCCGGAGCCGUGAACGUCGACAUGUUCCUCGCUUCUCGCUGGGUGCUCGGUUUCGGGAUACCUUUCGCCAUCGUCAACGCGUCUGCCCUCAUUGGCGAGCUCGCCUACGCCAAAGAACGCCCCAUAAUGACCUCCCUGUUCAACGCCAGCUGGUUCGUGGGUGCCAUCAUCGCUGCUGGGGUCACAUAUGGAACCUUCCAGAUGAAGAGCACGUGGGCGUGGAGGCUGCCGUCGCUCCUCCAGUUCGUGCCCAGCGCGUGCCAGCUUUCGUUCAUGGCUUGGUGCCCCGAGAGUCCACGUUGGCUCAUUUCCAAGGACCGUGGUGAUGAGGCGUUCGCCAUCCUUCAAAAAUACCACUGCGAAGGCCACGAUGGGGAGGAGUUCGUUCGUUUGGAGUAUGCACAGAUCCAAAGCACCAUCGCACAGGAGAAAGCCACUGCCAAGGCGUUUGUCUGGGCCGACGUGUUCCGCGAUGCCCCCAUGAGGCGCCGAUUCCUGCUCGCUGGCAUUAUGGGAUUCUUCACUCAGUGGAGUGGGAACGGUCUUCUUUCCUUCUACAUGAAGAAGAUCCUCAACCUGGUCGGAAUCACGGAUAAUCACACGGUCCAGAAGUUUAUCUUGAGCAAUACCUGCUGGGGCUUCAUCAACGCGGUUCCGAUUGCGCUGAUUGCGCCCCGGUACCCUCGGCGGGUCAUGUUCCUGACCUGCACGAUUGGCACCGCCUGUGUCUACACCGUGUGGACUAUUGCUUCUGCCCGCUUCGCCAUAGAUGGGACUGCGGCUGCUGCCAUUCCUGUGCUGGUCUUUAUCUUUGUUUACUCGCCGUUCUAUAACAUUGGUUGGAACGCACUCGCCUACACUUACCUAGUGGAGAUCUUCCCCUAUGCACAGCGGUCAAAGGGAAUUGCUCUAGAACAACUGACUGUUCGCUUUGCCGUCUUUUUCAACACUUACGUCAACCCGAUCGCUCUCGAUCGUAUUGGGUGGAAAUACUAUAUCGUGUACUGCGUGUGGAUCCUCGUCGAGAUCGCCACCGUCUAUUUCUUGUUCCCGGAAACACACAACCGUACUCUGGAGGAGCUUUCCUUUAUGUUCGAGGGUAAGGAGGUGCAGGACAAGGUGCAGCACAAUGUCGACAAGCAGCUCGAGCUGGGGCCUGUUGGUGUCACGGAAGUCCACGAGGCUGCUCAUAAGGAUGAGACCAAGGCUUGA
Molecule: messenger RNA, 1581 nt
Organism: Diaporthe citri
Lineage: Eukaryota; Fungi; Ascomycota; Sordariomycetes; Diaporthales; Diaporthaceae
Exons: 6
Coding region: 1-1581 (526 amino acids)
Biological process (GO): transmembrane transport; carbohydrate transport
Cellular component (GO): membrane
Molecular function (GO): carbohydrate:proton symporter activity
Source: RefSeq, a predicted model, not a curated record